Molecule: messenger RNA, 843 nt
Organism: Mizuhopecten yessoensis (Yesso scallop)
Lineage: Eukaryota; Metazoa; Mollusca; Bivalvia; Pectinida; Pectinidae
Exons: 1
Coding region: 1-843 (280 amino acids)
Biological process (GO): DNA integration
Molecular function (GO): nucleic acid binding
Source: RefSeq, a predicted model, not a curated record
AUGGCUGACUUACCUCGUGAUCGCCUCACACUAGGUCCUCCAUUCACAUCGGUGGGGAUAGACACCUUCGGACCAUGGUCAGUGGUUUCAAGGAAAACGAGAGGAGGCAUGGCACAGUCUAAACGUUGGGCCAUCAUUUUUACCUGUUUGACUACACGCGGAGUGCACAUCGAGGUAGUCGAGGAAAUGUCGAGCUAUUCCUUCAUCAACGCUCUACGUAGGCUAAUCGCGCUUCGUGGUAAUGUCAAGGAAAUAAGAUCUGAUCGAGGAACUAACUUCAUUGGAGCCGCAGACGAACUCAAACUUAAUGUUAUCAAUGUCGAAGAUGGUGCAGUUCAUGCUUGUUUGCGCAACUCUGGAAUAACCUGGAGGUUCAAUGCUCCCCAUUCUUCUCACAUGGGAGGAGUUUGGGAGCGAAUGAUUGGGAUUGCUAGGAACAUUCUUAACGCGAUGCUACUUGACGUUAGGACCAAAGAUUUGACACACGAAGUCUUGGUUACUCUCAUGGCGGAAGUGACGGCGAUGAUGAAUUCUAGGCCCUUGUCGCUGAUAUCAAGUGACCCUGAGGAUCCUGUGAUUCUCACUCCAGCAAUUUUAUUGAACGUGCAGUAUAACCCUUCUGUAAGUGUCAACCUCGGUGAAAAAGACAUGUACAAAAAACAAUGGAAAAUGGUCCAAGUUCUUUCAGAUAUCUUUUGGAACAACUUUGCGAGCCAAGGGUGUUCAAUACGAUACUCUCCUAUUCACCCUUGGCGGAUCUCACGACGAAAUCGAAGUUCCCGCGAAGCGCAAUCUAGUGGAAAUUGCGGUUAUGCCCCUUACUAUCACAUAACUCCUGACUAA